ACAGAGGCAUUUGAGCUGCAUGGGCACAGAGGAAAGACCAUGUGAGGAUACAGGGAGAAAGCAGCUACCUGAAAGCGAGGAGAGAGGCCUUGAAAUGGCUGGAGAAAUCAACCUUGCCUGCACCUUGAUCUUGGACUUCCAGCCUUCAGAACUUGUGAGAAAAUAAUUUCUGUUGUUUAAGUCACCCAGUCUGUGGUAGUUUGUUAUGGCAACCCAGAGGACUAAUGCAAACACACCUGGGGUCCUGUGGCUGCCCUGCUCCAGAGACAGAGCUGUAUCACUCACACCCACUCACCUGCCCCUCGCCAGGAACGCCCCCCCUCCCCCACCCCUCUCCAUCCCAUUCCUCUAGAUUCUUCUCCAGCUCCCGGGCCUCCUAGCCCUGGGCUCCCGGCGUGGCGCGGAGGAGGUGAGGCGCGGCUCUGCGGUCCCCAAGUCUCUGCCUCGGGGAUCUGCUCCCCCUGCGCUCCUGACACACCGCAGGCACUCGAGUUCCUGCGUGGAUGUUAUUGGGUUACAAAUGUCUCGUACCUGCGGAGAAAAGGCGCGGUCCGGGGCAGCCCCUGGGUCUAGGAUUCAGAGAUGUCAGAACCCAACCACGGUCGGUGUAAGGAGGCCGAGACCCGCGCAGUCCAGGUAGUUGGGGGAAUGAACACGGGGACCACGGACGCCACCCUCGCACACGCGGGGGACACUGGCCAAGACCUGCGGGGGGCUCCGGGACCCCGCGGAGAAGAGAAGCAUCCUAGCCUCCUGCGCCUGGAACUACCCCCAUGCUUUGCCUGCCGCCAGGUGUAGGGUCUCUGGAAAGGGCUGCUGGGGGAGCGGAGGACCGGGAGCCCCCUUUACUAGGGGGGGUCUGUUUAGUCUGAGAAAGCAGAAGCGAGCGGUGCCUGGAGGAGUCCCAACGGAACCGGCAUCAGGGAAGAGAAUCUUGUGGCCGCCGCUAUGGGAAGUGAAGCCAAGGGGCACGGCCGGGGCUCGUCGCCGCCGCCCCCCACCCGGCCACGCCCCGAGAUUGCAAAAGGGUCUCUGGGUUCCGGCGGGAGACCGGGGGGCCUGGCCCGCCCCUUCUCGCUGGAUGUCCGAAGAUUGGGCCAUUUCUCGGACCAAGCCGUCAGCGCUCAGUGGGGUGCGUCUGCCACACCCGACGAGGGAGGAGCUUCCCGCACAGCUUGGCGCCAGGACCAGACCAGUCCCCGACCCCGAAAGGCGGGCGCGCGGACUGGGAGUCCCGGGAGAUCCCAGCACCUCUGGGCCCUCCGCUGGACGCCGCCGUCCCCUUACUCCGUGCUGCCCAAGGUGCUGGACCCUGGUGCAGCCCCCAGUCCUUCUCUCCUAACCUGCUCCUGGUUCCCCCGCCCCAGCCUCUCCGAGCUUCUCCCCCAGGUCCCCAGGGCGGCUCCGGUCAGGCCCUCGAGCCCCGCGGCUGCCUAGGCAGGAGCGUGCCAUGCUCCGGCUCCUGGUGCUGCUGCUCCCGCUGCUCCCACCGCCAGCGCGAGCCCCAGAGCCCUCCCCGCAGGACGUGAGCCUGGGCGUGGACUGGCUGACCCGCUAUGGCUACCUGCCGCCACCCCACCCAGCCCAGGCCCAACUACAGAGCCCUGCAAUGCUGCGGGAUGCCAUCAAGGUCAUGCAGAGGUUUGCCCAGCUGCCUGAAACGGGUCUCCUGGACUCACUGACAAUGGCCACCAUGCGUAAGCGCCGCUGCUCCCUGCCCGAUGUGCUGGGGGUGGCGGGACUUGUUAGGCGGCGCCGCCGGCGCCGGUAUGCUCUGAGUGGCAGCAUGUGGAAGAAGCGAACCCUGACGUGGAGGGUACAGUCCUUCCCCCAGAGCUCACCAUUGAAGCAGGAGGUUGUGAGGACCAUCAUGCACCAUGCCCUGACCACCUGGGGUAUUGAGUCAGGCCUCACAUUCGAGGAGAUGUAUUCUCAGGACCCGAGAGAGCCUGACAUCCUCAUCGACUUUGCCCGGGCCUACCACCAGGACAGUUACCCCUUUGAUGGGCAGGGGGGCACCCUAGCCCAUGCCUUCUUCCCCGGGGAGCAUUCCAUCUCUGGGGAUACUCAUUUCGACGAUGAGGAGAUCUGGACUUAUGGGUCAAAAGAUGGUGAGGGGACUGACCUGUUUGCUGUGGCUGUUCAUGAGUUUGGUCACGCCCUGGGCCUGGGCCACUCCUCAGCGCCUGACUCCAUCAUGAGACCCUUUUACCAGGGCCCGGUGGGCAACCCCACCAAGUAUCGCCUGUCCCAGGAUGACCGUGAAGGCCUGCAGCAGCUCUACGGGAAAGCGCCCCAAACCCCACAUGAUGAGCCCACAAGGAAACCCCUGCCUCCUCCUUCCCCACCCCCAAACAGCCCCUCCCUCCCUGUUCCUGAUCGAUGUGCUGGCAACUUUGAUGCCAUCGCCAACAUCCGUGGGGAAACCUUCUUCUUCAAAGGCCCCUGGUUCUGGCGACUCCAGCCCUCGGGACAGCUUGUGUCCCAUCGGCCUGCCCGGCUCCACCGCUUCUGGGAGGGGCUGCCCGCCCAGGUGAAGGUAAUCCAGGCCGCGUACUCCAGGCACCGAGAUGGCCGAAUUCUCCUCUUCAGUGGCUCCCAGUUCUGGGUGUUCCAGGACCGGCAGCUGGAGGGCGCCGCACGACCGCUGGCCGAGCUGGGGCUGCCCCAGGGGGAAGAGGUGGAUGCUGUGUUCUCGUGGCCGCUGAACGGAAAGACCUACCUGGUCCGGGGCCAGCGCUACUGGCGGUAUGACGACGCGGCGGCGCGCCCUGACCCCGGCUACCCGCGCGACUUGAGUCUCUGGGAGGGGGCUCCUCAGGCCCCAGACGACGUCACUGUCAGUAACACAGGUGAUACCUACUUCGUUAAGGGCACCCACUACUGGCGAUUUCCCAAGGGCAGCGUCAAGGCCGAGCCUGACUCCCCGCAACCCAUGGGCCCCCAGUGGCUGGACUGCCCGGCUCCCAGUGCUGGCCCUCGCUCCCCCAAGACCCCCAAAGUGACUCUCAAGCCAGGAGUCUGCGAUUGUCAGUGCGAGAUCAACCAGGCCACGGGGCGGCCGUCGGUGCCCCAACUGCUGCCCCUUCUGCCCCUGCUUGUGGGGAGCAUCAUCUACAGCUGAGCGGGGUCAGGCGCUACAUGGAGCGGCCUGGGUCUCCCACCGCGGGCCUGUGGGGAGUUGUGAUCGCUGCCUGGCCCCAUCCGCUGUUCCCAGGGGCGGGUUCAGAGCGGUUGGGGCUGGGCUGAAGCCUGUGAAGCUAAGACCAGGAGAUGGAGACAGGGACAAAGGCUGUCCUUUGAACUGAGAACAGGAAGUGUUCAGCUUCGCCUACCCGCCACCCCACCGCCAGAAACGCUCCCCCACCGCUCCUUCCCCCCUCGCAGGACUUUCGUUUUCCCGGAAUAGCUGGCUUUUCUGGAGAGCAGCAGGCUGACUGCCUGUAUCCUUCGCUGAGCCUGGCAACAGUGGCUCAGUCUGUUUGGGUCUUUAGAGAACAGGCCUGACUGGGAGACUGAACCCCAGCCCCUUACCCCCCAGUGCUCUGAAUUUUCCUGAAGUUCUUCACCCUGCCCUCUUCCACCGUGUCCCAGUCAACACCACAUGGGUGGGGACAUGGGACCAGCAGGGAGACCAUCCCUGAGCACUAGUGCUGCAGGUCUGGGUGACACCAGUCGCCAUGAGGGCGGCCUUCUCUAAUCCGGCCUGUGGACUUACUUGCUGGUCACCACCACCCUAGACCCAAACCUGCUCCUAUUCAGUAGGACACCCUCCUAUCCCUAAAAACCAAUUCCCAUCUACACACUGGAGUGUCUGUGGUUCCCUCAAGGACUCCAUGGGUCACCUCAAUGCUGGUGGAAAGACAGUGAACUGAGUACUUUCUAAUCUGGGGUCACUACCUCCUCAGCACUCCUAGGUAACAGGUGGGUGGAACCUGGGCCACCUCAUUCACACCCCCCCCCCCCCCACCACACUCUUCACAGACUUCAGGAUCUAAAACUGCCUCUGGAACUGUGCUUCCAGAAUGUUCCACAUCAGAAUCACCUAGGGACUUCAAAAUGCAGAUCCCGUGCAGUCGCCUGAAUCAUGAAACAGGGUGCACCCAGGACUCUGCAUUUGAACAAGCUGGGGGGUCAGUCAGGUGGCCCGAUGGGCAAGGGGGCUGGGCCAGCAGCUCCCUUCUCUGUCUAGUGGGUUUUCUGUGUCUCUGCCUUGUUUUCCCAGGAGCCACACAGAGCCAAGCUGAUGGCCUUGGUUGAGAGGGGUAACCCCAUGGGUAGAGUCACUCGGUGGCCACUUCUUGAGUUGCCAUCCAGCCUCAGGCCCCACAAAGCUGCAUGGAGCCAAGACUGUGAGCUGUAGUCUCAGGGAGCAGGGAGGGUGCCGCCAUUAGGACAAGUAGAGACCGUUAUGAGAGCAAUAACCAGGCAUUUUCAACCAGCCUGUGACUUGAGAAUUCUAAGCCACCAAAAAAACCCAUCUGGGCCUCCGUCAGGAUCUCUUUGAAAUAUGAGGAAGGGGGAACUUGUAUUUUAAACACUUAUCAGUCCCUCUCACGAGGACAAUAACAAUGACUGGAGAGAAAAUCCUUCAUUUCUUCUGAGCACGAUGGAUCUUUUGUAGCAGGAACUUGACAAACCUGAAUAGCUCUACUUUGCAGAGUUGGAAUCCAGAGUUGGUGGGUGGCAGGGGAUGGAAGGAGAAUGAGAUGGCAGAGAGAGAGGAACUCAAAAAUUGGUUGGGGGAACCCAGAGGAGGGGUGUCCAAUGUAAAUUUGAGGCUGCUUUCAGUGCUACAUGGAAACUUUCCAGCCUUUGUUUACUAAGUCUACUAUGCAAAAUAUCAUGUCAAAUUGAUUCAUAUAUAUAUAUAUAAUUUUUUUUUUUAGCUGAGCCAUCCUGCCACCUGUUGGCAGCUCAGUGGCUGCU
This is a messenger RNA of Hipposideros armiger (great roundleaf bat), 4929 nucleotides long. It is a transcript of the gene MMP25, whose product is annotated as matrix metallopeptidase 25. The coding region runs from base 1451 to 3124 and encodes 557 amino acids. NCBI's taxonomy places the organism in Eukaryota, Metazoa, Chordata, Mammalia, Chiroptera, Hipposideridae. Gene Ontology annotation, molecular function: zinc ion binding; metalloendopeptidase activity. Gene Ontology annotation, biological process: collagen catabolic process; proteolysis; extracellular matrix organization. Gene Ontology annotation, cellular component: plasma membrane; extracellular matrix. The record is from RefSeq and is a predicted model, not a curated record. The transcript has 10 exons.